Molecule: messenger RNA, 1230 nt
Organism: Puccinia triticina
Lineage: Eukaryota; Fungi; Basidiomycota; Pucciniomycetes; Pucciniales; Pucciniaceae
Exons: 4
Coding region: 1-1230 (409 amino acids)
Biological process (GO): peroxisome organization
Cellular component (GO): peroxisomal membrane
Source: RefSeq, a predicted model, not a curated record
AUGCCGUCUACCUACCAGGCCUUCCUGCUCAGCAAUGCCACCCGGAUCACCUCCAUCGAGUCCACCCUCCGAUCCUUGACCUGGUUCUUGCCCGGCAGAUUCAAGGAUGCCGAACUAGCCUCCGAAUCUCUGUACACGGCUCUGAAUUUGCUCAGUUUGUACCAUGACCGGAUCAUCACCAAGGUGGUCACGAGCCUACCAGCGUCACAGAAACCGGCCCAAUCGUCGCAUGCGCGGUACACCUCAGCCUGGUGUGCAGUCUCGCCGACCUACAACUUCCUGGCGCAUGGAUUAGCGAUCAUCUCGCACAGUCAGCUGCUGGUCGAGAUGGUGGCGCGGCGGAGGCUAGGCUCGAAGCGGCGCUGGCGGGUGGUGCUGAUGCUCGAGCUGAUCAAGGCGCUCCUGCGCCUCAAGCUGGUCAAUCUGACCAGCAGGAUGCUCGUCAAUCCGCCCCUCCCGGAACGAAGCAUCGACCCGACCACGCUCGAGGCCCACCAGGCUAGCAACUCAUCCUCCACCCCAGCAGCCAACGAUCUCUGGUCCCAUCAUCAACCCGGAUCCUCCACCACGCCCCUCAACCCCCCCUCCUCGUCCUCCAACAGCUCCGCCGCCGGAUCCACUUGGGUCGGCAAACGCACCGGCAUCGUCCGCCCGCUGAUCGCUAACCUUCGAUCUCCCCCCAAUGAUCCCCUCAUCGGCACCGGAAAGUCCCUCGUAAACGAUUACCUCUCCCGAAAAGCGUUGACCCUGGAAGAGGUGCUCAAGCCACUCGACUUGGUCAGGAAAUCCAAAUCGAGCAAAGACCGAUUGGCAGAAAUCAUCUGGAUUCUCAGGCCAGUCAUCUAUGUUCUUACGAUCAAUCGGUAUGGCCACCGCCAUGCCGUCCCAUUUCUAUGCUCCUUAUCGCUCGAGUAUCUGUCCCAUUCGCUGCGCCACUCGGGGCUCCAACACCCCCACGGACGCCAGCCGACCCCGCCGCUCUUCUUCCCCAGUCCGCGCCGGGCGGCCUUCCAGAGCUUUGUCUCCGAACUCGAGCGCAACGAGCUCGAGGCCAGACGGCUCGCCUUCUGGUCCUACUUCCUCCGCGGCCCGCUCUGGCUCCUCUGGACUAAACCCAAACUCCUCCAGAUCUCUAGCAAAUUCAGCAACGUCCCCAUCCUCAACCUCUUGUCCACCGCUAUCCUCGACUACACCCCUUUGCUCGACGAGUACCAUUACUAUGUCUCCUAA